Messenger RNA from Notothenia coriiceps (black rockcod), 1958 nucleotides. It is a transcript of the gene kctd4, whose product is annotated as potassium channel tetramerization domain containing 4. Bases 280 to 1056 code for a protein of 258 amino acids. NCBI's taxonomy places the organism in Eukaryota, Metazoa, Chordata, Actinopteri, Perciformes, Nototheniidae. The record is from RefSeq and is a predicted model, not a curated record. The transcript has a single exon. Gene Ontology annotation, biological process: protein homooligomerization. Gene Ontology annotation, molecular function: protein binding.
GGGAGAGGAGGGACAGCAAGCAGCACAGAGAGCCAGUUUGUUUUCAGAAACCAGUUCACUGCAGCUUCUCUGCCAGACAUCACUCACCCGUCCACCUUCACACUCUCUCGGACACAUUUGCUCUCACUGUACGACAGCUGACUACACCUUUUCAUUUUCUCAGCGGCAGCACAGACUCACUGCCAGAUUCAAAAAGGAAGAAAAAGCCAGAAUCGUUUCGUGCUGCAGACACACCAGCUCUGAGGCGGCUGGGUCGAGGCUGGAGAGGGUGACUGGAGAAUGGAAUGGAACCUCAGAAGGAUGGAAAGUGAACUGAGGCACAUCAACCCGGACCUGCUGCAGCCCAGCAAGAGCUUCAAGAAGCCCUCCUCAGGCACCAUCACUCUGAACGUAGGGGGGUUCCUGUACACCGCACACCGGACCACCCUUUCCAAACACCAGGGCUCCUUCCUGGAAGAGCUUGCCAAUGGCAAGAAGCCUGUUCAGCACACUGAUUCCAUGGGCAACCCAUUCAUCGAUAGAGAUGGUCCGGUUUUUCGCCAUGUGCUCAACUACCUCCGAACCGGAGAGCUUCAGCUGCCUGACGACUUCCGCGAGGCUGGGCUCCUGCGCCGGGAAGCAGAUUUUUACCGCCUGAGUGAACUGGUGGAAGCCGUUGUCGAGUGGGAAAGUCAGAGGGCGGCACAGCGGGAGGCAGCAUUUUUGGAGGUGACAGACAGCCAUGAGAGGUCUCAGGGCCUCAAAGUGUACUGCAGUGACUCCGCCUUCAUCGACAAGGUCAAAGGCCGGCUGGUGCAGAUCUCCAAGAGCCGCCUGGACGGAUUCCCAGAAGAAUUUGAGGUGUCGUCCAACGUGAUCCAGUUCCGACACUUCAUCAAGUCGGAGCCGGGCUCGAGGCUCGUUCUGAAGGAGGACAGCACAUUCCUGUGCACGCUUGACUGUUUGAAACUAGAGACAGUGAUGCUCGCGCUGAGAUCCGGCUUCAAGAUGGUCACCAGCCUCGACAGCAGCAAAGGCUCUGUGGUGGCAGCGGAGGCCUUGCACUUUGUCAAGUAGGGUACAGAAACAGAAGGGAGAGGAGGAAAGGGGGAGGCAGAGAGGGAAAAAGUAGUGCCUAAUUCAAUACCCACCCCGCUAAAAUAAGUUAUUGGCUUGAAGAUCUUGUAACAUGUGCUGAGCUGUAAUGUAAUGUAAUGCCUCCCCCUUUACAUUAGGUGGAAGAAGGAGAAGAGGCGGGUUGGACUGUCUCCCUGGACUGUGUUUAUAUCUUUAAAUGCACAAGGCUGGCUUACACACAAUGUUUCUUUGAUAGCAGCGGGUGAAUUGACCUCUACACUGCUUUGUAAGCUAGUAUUUAGAGAAUUCAGAAUGAUCUAGAUCAACUUUACGUCUGAUUAGAUAUGACACCUAAAAUAUGAAAUAUGGAAGACAAGCCAACAGUAAACUUUCCAUAAGAAAUGCUAAGGUAUCCAACUGAGAGGCUGAACAUCGCUAGCUCAGUGGAUCAGUCUCUGCAUAAGAACUGCUUCUGCUGCAAAAGCCUUAAGACCAGCCGUGCUGAGCACAGUUGUGCCAUUCAGCUUUACUACAGUCUGUGCCUGUGUGUAUGUGUAUGUAUGUGUUGCUCUACUCUGUGUGUGCUGUGUUUAGUGCAUUUAAUAGUUAGUGUAUUAGCCUCUCUGGAGCUUGGAGGGAAAACCGCAGUGCAUUUAGGUUUGUUUUUGGAUGAACUAACAAACUUCCCCUCCAAAAAUCAGAUUUAACAAACUGUUUCUCAGAUCAAGUAGAGUUUAAGUGCGAAGAACCGUGAUUAUUGUAAGGGCUUUGAAUCUAGCAUGAUGCAUGUGCACUGAAAAAACUGUGUGUUGGUUAGUGCUGUGAGCCUCUGUGAAGUCACAAUAAUGCCUAUUACUUUUCAUUGUGAAUAUUUUACAAAUAAAGUAAACUAUUGAAAAGUG